Messenger RNA from Trichechus manatus latirostris (Florida manatee), 2662 nucleotides. RefSeq names its product aprataxin (gene APTX). The record is from RefSeq and is a predicted model, not a curated record. The transcript has 8 exons. Lineage: Eukaryota; Metazoa; Chordata; Mammalia; Sirenia; Trichechidae. Bases 1507 to 2535 code for a protein of 342 amino acids. Gene Ontology annotation, molecular function: DNA 5'-adenosine monophosphate hydrolase activity; single-stranded DNA binding; mismatched DNA binding. Gene Ontology annotation, cellular component: nucleus. Gene Ontology annotation, biological process: single strand break repair.
CUGGGGUCUGAGAGGGAGCAGCCCAAGAAGUCAGGCCACAAUGUGUAAGCACUUAUCAAGCCUCUGCCUGCAUCAUGCUUGCCAAUGUGCCAUUGGCCAAAGCCAACCAGUCAUAAAUGUAUCGGUCUUGGAACUACACUUGAGGGGCACUGCCUUAGAUAGCACUGCAGAUCCCUCUAUUCAUUUCUAUUUGUUUGUGAUAAAUUUUCUAUGGUUCUGUAGUGGAGUCUGGGAAAUUCUUAAGUGCCUGCCAUGCCCUUAGCUAUGCAUUGUGCCAUGUGAUCCUGCUUCCUGACCACAACGUACUAUAGACAAUGUGCUAGACCUAACAGGCUGCGUGUGGAAACUGCCCAGUUUUUCAUAUUAUAGGGUGAAUAAUCCAAUUAGAAUGAUCCAAUUCAAACUUUGAAUGCAGGACACACAAAGGCAAGGCAGGUAGAAGCAGAAACAAAGAGAAGCUUUAUUUUGAGCGAACAACAAAACUGGCCAGGUUACCAGAGCUGCCGCUUAUUACUUUGAGCAGUGAACCACAUUCCACUGCCAUGAAGCCUAGCUCUGCGGCUGCAGAGAUGCUUCUUGUGCUCUCCUACUUCCUGGUGUGACCCUAAUUUAAGCCUGCAUCUCCUUUUCUAACAAGAGCAAGUCUCUCUUCCAUGUUUCCUGGAAGAUCUUCCCACUCUCUGUCUUGAUGGCUCUGAUAUUUGCAUUAUACCGCUGAGUCUCUGAUUUUAUAUGGAAGAAAACAAUAAUCCAUCUUGAUCAAGAAAUGUGGCUUUUUAACGCUCAGUUUCUACUGCGUUUGAGAAAAACAAUAAACUAUUCUUUCACCCAUGAUGUAGCAAUUCUUCCAUCUGCGAAAAUGCCUUGGGAUUAUCGCAAUACAUGACUCUUAGGGAAAGUCCUAGAAUUACUGUAAAAAUCAGUAAACAUCUCAUUCCAGCAUCCUGCUUCUCUCUUCUAAUUGCCCCUUAGUUUUUGGCGAAGACAGCACUAAAAAAAAAUCUUAGCAGGUUUUCCCUGCCUCUCGCCCUUCCUGUCCUCUCUUCCCAACAAAGGGAGAAAGCCGACUGUGGCUUAGAAAAGGGGGAAGCAAUGCUACAGCAGGCACUAGCAGCGGAAAAGAUGGCCUCACGGAAGGAGUGCAGAGAGGCUGCACGGCCGCCUAGAAACACAGAGGGGACAGCUCCAUGAAGUCUCUCCCAAUUCAGAGAUUGAGAGGCGGUAACAAGGGAGCGGCCCUCGGGCAGAGAGAUGCUGAGAAAGCUCGUCCUCACCUGGGUAACUGCCAGUGGCCACAUUUGGCCCAAUGCCCACAGAAGGGCCGCUUACAGUGGACAUUUCCAACUCCGGCAUUGGGCAAUACCCUCUUACUCAAUCAUUGGAGAGGCGAUAGUAACGUCAUUGACUACUUCCCAGCCAGUCUCGCGACGUCAUCCCGCAGCGCCGGAAGCGGUGAGGCACGGAUGGAAUAAAGUAAGGGUGUAAGUCUCCGUUGUCUCAAGGGUGAUGAUGCGGGUGUGCUGGCUGGUGAGACAGGACAGCCGGCAACAGCGAAUCAGACUCCCACACUUGAAAGCAGUUGUGAUUGGGCGCAGCCCCGAGACCAAGAUCACUGAUAAGAAAUGUUCUCGACGGCAAGUACAGUUGAAAGCAGAGUGUAACAAGGGAUACGUCAAGGUAAAGCAGGUAGGGAUCAAUCCCACCAGCAUUGACUCAGUCAUAAUUGGGAAGGACCAAGAGGUGAAGCUGCAGCCUGGCCAGGUUCUCCACAUGGUGAAUGAACUUUAUCCAUAUAUUGUAGAGUUUGAGGAAGAGACAGAGAGCCCUGGCCUGGAAACACACAGGAAGAGAAAGAGGUCAGGUGACAGUGAUUCUAUAGAAAGGGAUGUUGCCCAGGAAGGUGAGCCAGGGACGGGACUGGAUCCCAGGAGCAGCCCUACCCAAUGCUCUGUGCCUGCAAAGAAGGGGGAAGAUGCAUCGACCAAAAAGGAAUCAUUAGGCCACUGGAGUCAAGGUUUGAAGAUUUCUAUGCAGGAUCCCAAAAUGCAGGUUUACAAAGAUGAGCAGGUGGUAGUGAUUAAGGAUAAAUAUCCUAAGGCCCGUCACCACUGGCUGGUCUUACCAUGGGCCCCCAUUUCCAGUCUGAAGGCUGUGACCUGGGAACACCUUGAGCUUCUCAAACACAUGCACACCGUGGGAGAAGAGGUGAUUGCAGAUUGUGCUGGCUCCAGCAAACUCCGCUUUCGAUUGGGCUACCAUGCCAUCCCCAGCAUGAGCCACGUACAUCUUCAUGUGAUCAGCCAGGAUUUUGAUUCCCCCUGCCUUAAAAACAAAAAACAUUGGAAUUCUUUCAAUACAGAAUACUUCUUAGAAUCACAAGCUGUGAUUCAGAUGGUACAAGAGGCUGGCAGAGUGACUGUUCCAGACGGGAUGCCUGAGCUCUUGAAGCUGCCGCUUCGUUGUCAUGAGUGUCAGCAGCUGCUACCUUCCAUUCCUCAGCUGAAAGAGCAUCUCAGGAAGCACUGGCCAAAGUGACUCUAUGGAGAUGGAACUUCUGUAGGAAGUGCGGCCAGUUGUUUGACGUGAGCUCCUGGCACCUCUUUUGGAUUGCUUGUGAACUUUUACUUAUUUCUUGAAUUAAAACAUGCAGCUUUUUUACAAA